Messenger RNA from Crotalus tigris (Tiger rattlesnake), 5830 nucleotides. RefSeq names its product BRCA1 DNA repair associated (gene BRCA1). Gene Ontology annotation, biological process: negative regulation of fatty acid biosynthetic process; chordate embryonic development; dosage compensation by inactivation of X chromosome. The transcript is spliced from 22 exons. The record is from RefSeq and is a predicted model, not a curated record. Gene Ontology annotation, cellular component: plasma membrane; BRCA1-A complex; BRCA1-BARD1 complex. Lineage: Eukaryota; Metazoa; Chordata; Lepidosauria; Squamata; Viperidae. Gene Ontology annotation, molecular function: ubiquitin-protein transferase activity; zinc ion binding; DNA binding. The coding region runs from base 633 to 5468 and encodes 1611 amino acids.
AGAAACUAUGGCAUGCCAAGUCUGGCAUGCAAUUGCUAAGAACUUGACGCCUGGAUUUAAGAAAGACACUAUCUUUUUUGGCCACCCAGAAAUAUAGAUCAUAAGUAAUUCAGGCAAAGCAAAAAAAUAUUAAGAGGGGGUCAAUUUCUUUUUAUUGAUCCAAAAUCAAUUAUAUACUCACGUCAUACAUCAGAAAGCAAAUGGUUAAACUGUAAAAGAUGUAGAUUGCAUGUGAGAUUUGAAUAACAGCAAACAUUGAUUCUAGAUAACUAGAUUCCAAAAAUGGCAAAUUUAUGGGUUAUAUACUCUUUCCUAAUUGGAUUUGUAUUUUUCCUGAAACUGUAUUCCUACAAGUGUAUUCAAGGACUUUCAGAAUAAGCUAGCUAUUAUUUAGUGUUAAAAAGACAAGGUUGUGCAAACCAAAAGAAAUGGCCUUGACUAAGGAGAAAAAGUACGUAUGUUUUUCUGAAAUUUACAAUAGAAGCCUAGACGAUGUUAAAAUUGUCAAUAAUAUAUUUUAAAAUGAUGAUAAUAAAGCCUAAAAUUUCAGGUAACAUCCUCAGCCCCAGGAAGCAGACAACAGCAAACCACUUCAAUAUCUUUGCAAGAAAUCUGCAGGUGUAAAACCAACUAUGGGUUUACCUGUUCCAAGUGUUCGUGAAGUUCAUGAACUGCUGCUAGCUUUGCAGAAGAAUUUGGAGUGCCCAAUUUGUUUGGAGGUGAUAAAAGAGCCAGUCUCAACAAACUGUGCUCAUAACUUUUGCAGGUCCUGUGUUUUUAAACUGCUUAAACUGAAGAAAGGUGUAACACAGUGUCCACUUUGCAAUGCUAAGGUCACUAAAAGAAGUCUGAAGGAGGAUACCCGACUCAAGGAAGUAGUCAAAGAAGUUCUAGAAACCAUCCAUGCUUUCGAGUGCGAUACUGGACUGAAGUUUUCAGAUGAUUUGUGUUACCCCAAGAAAGUGAUAGAAACUGUUUCUGCUUCAACCACAUGUAAAAAUCAGCUGAUUAUUAACAGUAAGGGAUAUAGAGAUAGAUGGAAAUAUAUGAAGAAAGAAGAAAAAAGAAAUACUGAAUUGGGUGAUGGCCCCGUCUUGCCACAGUACAAUGGAAAUGAAACAAGAUACUUCCUCAGAAAGAAAAGAAAUUCUAGUAAAACUAUGGUUUUGCAAAUUGGAUCAGACUCAUCUGAAGAUAUAUUUCAGAAAGGGAACAUGGGCAGCUGUAUGGGUUUUGAAAGUCCUUCCUUCUCUCAAGUUAACCAAGACCAUAUUGUGAAUUGGAGCCAAAGCUCUUGCCAUAUAGAGCAUUCUGAACCAAGUGCCAAAAAUGAGGCAUCCUUAAAUAUCAUAGAUAUAUGUGGAGCCUUAGAAGGGAGAAAACUGGGAAGCAGAGAUGAUACUGAAACUGUCAAUGAAAACUUAAAAAUUGUUGAGGAAAACAUGACUGUCAAACAGCAAGAGGAUAUACCUUUAGAUUCCUGCAUGGAACAAUCUGGUUUUAGUGACCUACAGGAUCAUACAUCUUCCUCAUUCUGCAGGACGACACAAGUACAAUUGGCUGAUGAAGCCAUGAAUAUGAGUACAAAUGAACAGACUGAUAAUGGUGGAGAAAAGACUCUUAUUGACCAAUCUGCUGGAAAUUCAUCGGGUGUAUGUGAAAAUAAGGAAUACCAGUUACAGUCCCAGACUAUGCUUGACAUCCAUCUGAGUGAAAGUUCUGGAAAGAAAGUGAUACAGAGCAUCAAGAAAGUCAGUGAGUGGUUUUCCAAAAGCAAGGAGAUCCUUUCUUCUGAUUCACUGGUGGAUGGUUGCAGUGAAGAGCUUCUUCAGGAUGCAGAUCCAGAUUUGUCAAAUACUGAUUCCUGUAUUUCUCAGAAGACAGAACAGAUGGAAAAUCAAGAGGAAUUCGUGAAGAUAGGUGGAGAUGAAAGGCCUUCAUCUAAACUAACUGCCUCUGAAAUUGUUGACAAAAUAUUUGGAAAAACAUAUAAGAGGGAACACAUAGUGAAUCCUCCUAGAAAUGACAAUGAAACUAUGAUCCAAACAGAGGAAGAUUCCUGUAAUAUACUCCUGAGCAAGAUAUCCAUACAAAAGAGAAAGGCAAUAUUAGAUUUCAAUGAUUUCAGGAAGAGACGGAAUGUGAAAGCAAGCAAUAAGGAAUCAGUUGGGGGAAGAGAAGACUCUGUUUUGGAAAAUAGUAAUCAGGCCUUUGCUGUUGUUAAAAAAUCCCCAGCAGAUCAACCGGAAGCUGCGUUUUCAGUAAUAGCCUGUGUUGAGGAAGCAGCAUCCAAGUUGAAAGGAGAUAAAGAUAAACAAUCCCAGAGUGAUUGCUACAUGUUACCAGAAUUGAACCUAACAGAUAUGGAAAACAAAAGUAGUUAUUUGAACAAGAGAAGUAAAGAAUUAAACAAACCACUUGGAAAAAUGCAGAUAUUAAAUAAAAGCCCUAUGUUAUCUGAGGAGACAAAGGAAGAACUAGGUAUUAAGGAGCUGAGAAAAGUGAAUCAAGGCCAGAUGCAGGUCAGAUGGGACAGGGAGCUUCAAUUGUUCACAAAAGAAGCCAGGAGACAAAGUGAACCGACCAAGAGAAAAAGAAAUGUGGAUGAGAAAGAACUGAAACAAUCCAUUUCUCUUUCAGAAAGGAUGCCAUCUUCCUCUGUAACAGAAAAUGACUCCUGUGUCCUGAAGGAUAAUCAGAAGAAAGCAAAGUCUUAUUCAGAUACCAGCAUGAUUGAUAAGCAGCACCUUCGUAAUGUAGACCUGGCUUAUGCUAACCAUGAAAACUUUCGUCAUGUGAUUGGGACUGUAAAAGACAUUCUGAAUACUGAAGAGACUGCAGAGAGCCACCGUGCAAAUGCCCAAGGCAAGAGCUCAGUCUUGCAGUUUCAUCCUGGAAAGGUAGAACGAAAAGUUUACAAGGAUGAACAGGUCCUAGUGGAUCAACUUGAGAAAUAUGCAGUGUGUUCUCAAAUAAUACAAAGUGAUGGGAUUUGCACAGAUAAUUGCAAAUUCCCUAAAACCAACAAUAAAGCUAUAGGGAGUUAUGAAUUGAAUUUGGAAACUGAUGAGAGUGAACUAAAUACAAGCUUCAUGCAGAAUAUAUUUGGCUGCUGCAAACGCCAGUCAUUCUUGCUACAUCAAAGUCCAGUAAAGGAAUUGGCUAUAGAUAUUAAAUAUUUGCAAGAGUUAGGCCCUGACAAAGAGGCUAAGGAUGGAACACAUGAAGACAAAUGUGAUGUUGUUUCUUGCAAAGAAAAUAAAAGUACCUCAAUCCAAACACCAACAUCUUGUACAUCCAGUUUUUCUGAACAUAAAAAUGAAUACCUUCAGUUUUCCUGGCAAGUUCCAUUUCCUGAUUGUCCACUAAUACCUCUGCAAUCAGUUACUAGAAAUGAAGAAGCUGAAUAUCAGUCAGAAAGUAAAAAGGCAAUGGGUGAAGAGAAACAGUCUCCAGUGUUAGAGAAAAAAGUUGAAAGUCCAGAUGAUUGCAUGGGAAGUUUGAAUGUCUGGGAAAAUAGCAAUUUGCAUGAUACAAGUUUCAGCCUUAUUAAUGGGAGUACUUCUGGUUCAGUUCAUUUUCAAGAAGCAAAAUCCAAAGAUAUUGAAAACAAAAAAAUGAAACUGAAUCCUCAGACAGAAUUAAUGCAGCAACAUUCUUUAACUUCUCUACCAUUGUUACCUAGAUUCAUCCAUGAUGAAAAGAAAAAGAACCUCAUGGAAGAAAAGCAAUUAAACAAUGACACAGAAAAAGCUGUUAAUGUUUCUAGCACUGAUGGGGUUAAGAGCUUGAUUCCCAAACUGAACUUAGAAUGUACUGCAAGGGAGCAUCAGCAUUUUGAACUGCUGUCAGAGACACCAGAUAACUUGCUGGACCCACCUACCAAAAAUAAAAAGGGUUCAUCAAACCUUUGGGAUAAGAAUGACAUCUUGGCCAUGCCUACUAAAAUAGACAAGCAAACCACUAAUGUGACAGAUCUGGAUAGCAGAAACAAAUGCAGUCCCAUGUUGAAGAGUCAGGAUUUUGUGUUGACUUACCAGAAAUUGCUACAGAAGCUGCCGUCCUCAGAAGAGGAUUCCAGUGAAGAGGAAAAACUUCUUUCUUUUCAGAAACUAAUAAAUAUGCAAAGCACACAAUCAUACUCCGUGAAAGAGAAGGAGAUACCAGUAGAGAUGCUAGCAUCAAAGAGCAGCAGCAGAAGUUUCAAACACAAAAAGGAGGAUAUCUGCCAAAGCCAGGAGUCAGAAUGCUCUGUGAAUUUGUUUUCCUCCCAAUCAAAUGUAUCUGUGGUCUCUGGACAGGCUUGUAAUUCAAAGGAUUUAAUCCCAUUCUCUAAUUCCAAAGAGAAAUUGCCCAGUCUCAGUGGGAAUAACAAAGUCAUUUCACAUAGUGAUGAAGUCUCUAGUGAUACUGAGCAACUAAAAUGUGGUCAAGAAGAAUAUGCACAUUCAGAAUCCAAUUUAGGUGAAGAAAUGAUGCCCUAUGCCAGUGAAACAACCCAUCUGGAAGAUUCACUAGGUCAAUUCUCUCAGAGUGAAAUUCUCACCACACAGCAAAGGGAUGCUAUGCAAAACAACUUAAAGAAACUGCAGCAGAAGAUGGCUAUCAUUGAAGCUGUCCUCAAACAGGGAAGCCAGAAUGUUGGCCCUGAAGGAUGGUCACAGGAAGGAGAGGAAACUGAUUUCAAAAGAGACAAGACAGAAACAAGAAAGAAAAUGCACACUGUAUUGGAAAAACCAGUCUCUCCUUUGGCACAUACCACCUGCUGUAGCACAAAGCAAAGGAAUAGAAAGAAUCUACUUUGGACUGGAGGCCAAAAAAUGUCUCUGGUGGCAUCUGGGCUAAACCAGAGUGAAUUGCAACUAGUACGUAAAUUUGCCAAGAAAACAGAGAGUACUUGGUCUAAUAAAAUUACUGAAGAAACAACCCAUGUAAUAAUAAAAACAGAUGAGGAUCUGGUCUGUGAGAGAACUCUGAAAUACUUUAUAGGUAUUGCUGCACAAAAAUGGGUAUUGAGCUACCAGUGGAUUAUACAGUCACUCGAAGCAGGAAGAGUUCUUAAAGAGGAAGAUUUUGAAGUGAGAGGAGAUGUAAUUAAUGGGAAAAAUCAUCAAGGACCUAAAAGAGCAAGAGAAUCACCUGUUGGAAAGCUUUUCCAAGGAUUGGAAAUUUGCUGCUAUGGGCCAUUCACUGACAUGCUUCCAGAACAACUGGAAUGGAUUGUAGAACUCUGUGGCGCCUCCCUUGUGAAGCAACCUCACUUAUUUGCACAUGCAACAAACUCCACUGCUGUGAUAGUUAUUCAGCCUGAUGCAUGGACAGAAGAAAGCACCUGCCAAGAGCUCCCGCUGCAAUGCAGCAUUGCUGUAGUUUCACGUGAGUGGGUGCUGGACAGUGUUGCCUGCUAUCAGUGCCAAUCAUUUAAUGACUACAUCUUUCAACAGGAACCAUCUUCCAUGUCUGAAUAGUAAUGUUCUUAUAGCCCAAAUGGGAUUACAGCUUUCAAUAGUUUCUCACCUGCACUAAUAAACGAGUUUUGGGAACUGGAGAAGUAUCUAUCCUGAUUCAUCCCUCGUGGUGUCUUCCAUCAGAUUCCAAGUCCAGGAGCAAUCUCUAAUGUAUGCAUUUAUUUUCUUUAAUUUCUUUAAUUUAUCUAUUGCUUGUCAUGCCAUGUGUUUCCAGGUGGUGUACAAAAUGAGCAUACCUUUUGUACAAUUCAGUUAAGAAGUAAUAGUUGAAAUAAUAAAAUAUGUAAAUCACAUUAAAGACUGGCAGUAAGAGUCAGAAGACUAACACCUUAACAUGUUAUCAAAUAAAAAAAAAUUCUCAA